Messenger RNA from Protopterus annectens (West African lungfish), 2462 nucleotides. It is a transcript of the gene RAD51AP1, whose product is annotated as RAD51 associated protein 1. Gene Ontology annotation, biological process: interstrand cross-link repair; double-strand break repair via homologous recombination. NCBI's taxonomy places the organism in Eukaryota, Metazoa, Chordata, Ceratodontiformes, Protopteridae. Bases 108 to 1118 code for a protein of 336 amino acids. The record is from RefSeq and is a predicted model, not a curated record. Gene Ontology annotation, molecular function: single-stranded DNA binding; double-stranded DNA binding. The transcript has 10 exons.
UUGAUUUGACAACGGAUUUCUCUUUCUCACUAGUGCUCAUAUUUGUGUCUGUUUACUUAAUGCGUAAACUUCUUAUGGAGUAGGAAUUACUUCCGUGUAGAAGAUACAUGAUUGUCAUGGACAGACCAUCUAGGAAUAGGAAGGCUAUCAAUUAUUCACAGUUUGACAACAUUAACAGUGAUGAUGAUGGAGAUUUUAUAAGUACGUCAGCACCUCCCAGUAAGAAAACUCGUAUAAAACCUACAGAAACAAAAGUAAACAAGAAGACUCAAAAGGUUGAAAUUGAACAUCAUAAUAAAACCAUUGAGAAAAGGGCUUCCUUGGAUGAUAAGCUGUAUGAGAGAGACUUGGAAGCUGCUUUAAUGUUAUCGUUGCUUCAUAAGACAAAUGAGGACUCUGCUGUGGAAGAAUCACAAACAAAAGAUUCAGACAGCUAUGUGGGUACUCCUGAAUCAGGAAAGAUGGAUACAUCGCUGCUUCUUUCCAACUGCAGUGUGGACAGCAGUCUGCUAGGUCUGGAUAAGAUCAUAGAUGAAAAUGCUGUACCAGUGAAAGGCCGAAAACAGAGGCACGCUGCUUCAAAGGCUGCAUCACAACAGAGGAAGAUAAUUUUGGAUGACAAAGGCAGUAAUGAUGAUGGAGAAGAUGAAGAUGACUAUGAGCCAUUAAGUGGUUCAGUAACAGAAGGAGAUUCCAUGAGCGAUGCUGAUUUCAGUGAUGAGGAAUUCAAAGUGAAAAGUGUGAAAAAAGCAAAAGAAAAUAGUAAGGAAAAUAAACCAAAAACCCAGACACCAAAGAACAGAAAAAAUACUCCAAAGUCAAGAAUUAAUGCAACAGUGACUCCUACCACUUCAACUCCAUUGAUUGAAAGAGUAAAGUCAAAGCCACCAUUAAGGAAGUCACUGCCCUCAUCCCCUGAAACGUUAUCAAAGCCACUGGUUACAGCAAGUGCGUCCACUGGUGUGAGGAAGCCUAUGUGGACACCUCCAGCAUCUUCAGGAACUAGCAAUAAGCCUUGUGUUGGAGUUUCUGUGAGGAUUCCAUGUCAGGGUUUGAGACUUGGUUUGUCACGGCUAGCAAGAGUGAAACCACUCCAUCCGAGUAUAGCUGGCAAUUAACUUGGCCUCAUCCUUAGAAAACUGAUUUACCUAAAUUCUGUAAUUAUGAUUUUAAUCUUGUUUUCUUGUUUAUACUUAAGUAAAUAUUAAUUUUUGAGCACUUCCUGACAGCACAUUACAUCUUGGAGUGCUAGUUGAAACCUGAUAUUUUAAUAAGUCUGCUGUUUACCAGAAGACAACAUUUGUGCAUUGAGAAGAGUAGUAGUAGAAGAAUGCUGAAAGGACUAUGGCAGCUUCUUCAGACCUUAAGAAUGCCUUUGUCUGCUGAAGCCUAAAGGAGAGCUGGUGCUAAAGGAUCUUGUGUUUAUAGCAAAAGUAUGAAGAGAGUAUUUGCUGCUUCACUGCUUAAAGCAAUGGAUGCUAGACACCUGAAAACAACAGUCAUCAUGAGACAAGUGAAAAACUGAAAAGAAAAUCCACUAUCCAGCUAGAUGAAAUGUAUAGUUGUAAAAUAUUGCAGAAAUAAGGCAUUUUUUUAAUUGAGUAUCUUUUCUUGUACGUUUUCUUUAAACAGCUCAUACUGGAGCCCUGAUAGUGAUUACAGUAGUUUUACCUUGUGUUGUAUGUUUUUUUCUUCAUAUUGUACUUGCUUUUUUUCUUUUUUGUAAGCUAUCUCAGUACAUGCUGGGUAUACUGGGGAAAAUGAUGCAUAAAUGAAAUGGCUUAAGUGAUGAUGCAUGGUUAUUAAUUGUUUAGACCAGUAGAUAUGAGAUCCCACUCCACUGCCAGUCAUUUACAGUAAUUACUUAUAUUUUUCCACUUCCCUCCCCACACCAUCUUAAUAUACCUUUUGUUGAAUUUUGAAGUAUGAUUUACUCCAUGUUGCAUGCAGUAGGACUGCAUUGUCUAAGAAGGGAGCUCUAAUAUCCUUGAAUGUGGUUCAGAUUGAUGUACCUAACUAUUCCAGCUUGUCUUCAUGGGUAAGUUAUACUCAGCCCAAACUGAGUGUGUACUAUUGGCAUUGUUUCUUCCCUUUCUCUGUCUCACCCCUCCCCCCUCCCCAUUUUAAUAGAAUAAUUUCAUUCUGGACCUUACUUCCAAAGCUGUCAGGAAAGGUAUACCAUUACUAACCUGGUAAGCUACAUCACUGCUUAAUUUGAUUUCUUCAUUUUUCCCAUCUUUCUACCAGAAUGCCAGUGUUCUGUCCCUAUCACAACUCACUAAUGGUUAUAGUACCUUUUAAAAUAUUUAAACAACCCCAGUUUUAAGCUGCUACAAAUCUCAACAAAUUGUUUGACUGGUAGUUUCCAAACCAGCAGACAACCUCUGAAAAACCUGUAGGAUCAUGCAUUGGUAAUUUCCUACUUUUUAUGUCACUGAAGUAUAAAAUUAUUUUUAAUGUUU